GAAGCAAGAGCAAAAAGAACAAUCUUUUUUUAAGCUCAUGACAAAAAUAUUGAUUAUUGAUGGUUCUGAUGUAUUGUUUAAGACUACUUUACAAACAACUAUCUUUCAAGACAUGACGACACCUAAUGAACUAGCACAGCUUGACGUUGUUAGUAAUGGCGAAACCUUUCAUCUAGAGGGUCAUCUGUGUUCUCUUUCUGCCUUUUCACAUGUCCCUACACAUCGGAAUUUGCCGAAAGACAGAACAUAUUUUAACUCAUCUGAGAAGAAACAAGAAAAUCCUUGCAUAUAUGAUUCAAUCUUUUCUAAAGAGGAUGAUUUCAAUCCAAAGCUUCAUCGCAGUGAUCGCAGACAUGACAAACUUAUUGGACUGGAAAUAAAUCAAGAAGAAACAACAUAUGAUAUGAAUUAUAAAUUCAUAGAUCAAUUAUCAUCACUGAUCACUUUCUGAAUACUUAAUUGACUUCUUAACAAACGUUAGGUGGGUUCAUUCAGACACAUUAGUUACAAGUUUUACAUUACGCAAGAUUCUUUUUCUAGCAUUUUGGCGGCAGCUGACAAAGCAUCCUAAACUGUAUCCUUGAUUAGUUGUUUAACUAUCUGCUUUAACAUUUGAUAUAUGAUUUUAUAUAAAAGCAAUCUUUGUUAAGAUUAAGCUUUAUGGAUCAAUAUCCUGUAAUUUAGUACUAUUAAUCACAACUUUAUUAUACUAUACAUUUACAACUUUUCAAGUAAAUACUACUGAGCAUCUUUCACUGAAGUUAAAAAUGCUCAUUAUGAUAUACUAGAGUAGUGAUAACACUUGAUUUGUUCUUAAGGCAUCUAUGAUCUAGUUGAAUGAAAAUUUAUUCAUUUGAACAACUAGUUAGUUUUAUCAACUUCUGAAAGUAUCAUUUCUAAUUAUUUCUUCUAUAAUUAUCAGUAUAGGGUUAUGAAGAUUAUUAAGUCUUUGUUUAAUGUUAGACCAUCAUUGAAAACCUGGAAGAACUGGACGGCCAUUUUGUCCUAUUGUGAGACUGUUCAGCAGUGCGCUUGUACGAACCCCUUUGCAGGAUUUAAAGUCAGGACAUUUGGUCUGGCACACGAACGCAUAACAUUGAGAAAACUGAGCCGGAAUCCAAUGGUGUUAAUAUCUCAUCUCAACAAAUCCAUGAAAUUUUGAGACCAUCUUCCAUUGUACUGAGGUAGAUACAUGUCUCUACUUGACACGGAUUAGCUCCACUAGUCAUGGAUUCUCACUAGAACUCCGAGAAUUCUCACACAAAGCUAGUCACUAAUGAGCACAUGAACAAAACGGCCGUCCAGUACUUCCAGGUUUUCAAUGGUGCUCUAAUAUCAAUUGAUUCAUGAUCUUCAUCUUUUGAUUUUGUUUAUUGAACCUUUUCUACUAAACUGAUUAAUUAAUUUCAUUAUAGGAGAAAACUAAGGGUAUACCAUCACUUUCAUCAUCAAUAUAUGGACAUCGUUUAAAUAAAAAUAUUGAAAAUAAUGAUCGUAAACAUGCUCGAAUUAUGCUAGUGGAAAGUGAAUUUUAUCGUCGUAAUGGAAUUGAUUUAUUAUAAUAAACAAUAUGCUUAUUAUUCAAAUACAAUUAUUUCUAUGUAGACAUAAUGAAUAGAAACAAUUGAAUUGUGUAAUCUUUCCUUUAUAUAUUACCACCAUUGAGUUGAUCGCUUCUAUGAAUUUAGUGUUCAUCUUGCUGUUUCUGUGGCAACUUGGACCGAUGCAUCUAUGUGCCUGGUCCUACAUUGUAACUACCUCACUGACGCUAACUAACUGAAUUGUGUGUUAUCUUGUUAGUAUGUAUAAAAUUGUUUUGUGUUUGUGUGUGUAUGUGUUUUUCUAGUGAUUUGUGCUUGAUUUGCUUUUGAUUUUAUAGAAUAUGUACUUGUUUUAUUAAAUUAGUUGAAAAAUAAUCAAUAAAACAAUUUGAUUGA
Molecule: messenger RNA, 1937 nt
Organism: Schistosoma spindalis
Lineage: Eukaryota; Metazoa; Platyhelminthes; Trematoda; Strigeidida; Schistosomatidae
Source: the annotation of a GenBank genome assembly